CCGCCUUCCCUGUUACUAAGAGCUAAAAGCUAGGUAGCUGGCUAGGCGGAAUUUGAGAGAACACGUUGCUGUGUACAAUACCGUAGUAUUUGUAAAGGGAUCCACUUUCGACUUUAUCAGUAGGUAACGAUUCUUUUCCACGACAAUCUUUAAUAGUUUGACUUUGACACAUUCCUCGUUUACAUUUACGAGCCCUGGAGGUCUACCUUUUUUAUUCUGUGGCAAUUUUCAGGUAGUGGAUGUGCUAAGUAAAAAGACAUGUGGCAUCUUUGAAGCGUCGCAUGAACGUCUUUUCACUUCACAUUCAUAACACCCACCCCUCCAUCAAUUCCAAUCCUCGGUUGAGCCAGCUCCGUUUGAUUGCGUGCUCGUCGAAGGUACUCACUAACACGCCUCCCCCUGACAUCCCACUAUAUUUUGUUUGGUUCUAUCAGAAAAAUAAGCUACGGCCAUAAGAUCCCCCACCUACGUCGACUGUCAUGGAGAGCGCAUUCGCGAAACCUAUCCAUGAGGUCCUGGCCAGUUUCAAAGUAGACGCAAAAUCUGGUCUGUCAGAUGAGCAGGUCGUCGAGCUACGGAAUAAAUAUGGCAAGAAUUCUAUUCCAGAAGAGCCGCCCACGCCUCUAUGGGAGCUCAUUCUCGAACAAUUCAAAGACCAGCUAGUUAUAAUACUAUUAGGAUCAGCAGUUGUAUCUUUCGUUUUGGCUCUUUUUGAAGACGAAACUGGUUGGAGCGCAUUCGUAGAUCCUUUAGUCAUUCUAACCAUUCUCGUACUCAAUGCUGUUGUCGGCGUGUCCCAAGAAAGCAGUGCCGAGAAGGCAAUUGCCGCGCUCCAGGAAUACUCUGCGAAUGUUGCCAGCGUGAUCAGGAACAAUGGACAUGUCUCGCGCGUCAAAGCUGAAGAGCUGGUUCCCGGCGAUAUCAUUUCAGUGUCGGUUGGUGAUAGGGUCCCCGCCGACUGCCGCGUUAUUGCGAUCGAGAGCAACAGCUUUGCUAUGGACCAGGCUAUCUUGACCGGCGAAAGCGAGAGCGUGGGAAAAGAUCAUACUGCUGUCGUCAAAGACGAUAAGGCGGUGCUGCAGGAUCAGGUCAACAUGCUUUUCUCGGGAACAACUGUUGUAACAGGUCGUGCUAAGGCGGUCGUUGUUUUGACUGGGUCUAACACUGCGAUUGGCGACAUUCAUGAGAGUAUCACCGCUCAGAUUUCCGAGCCGACCCCCCUGAAGCAAAAGCUCAAUGAUUUUGGCGACUCGCUGGCAAAGGUUAUUACGGUUAUUUGUGUCCUCGUAUGGCUCAUUAACAUCCCGAACUUUGCGGACCCGAGCCAUGGAAACUGGACUAAAGGCGCUAUCUACUACUUGAAGAUUGCUGUCUCUCUUGGCGUUGCGGCAAUCCCCGAGGGUCUCGCCGUUGUGAUUACAACAUGUCUAGCUUUGGGAACGCGCAAAAUGGCUGCGAAGAAUGCUGUUGUCCGAAGUCUGCCGUCCGUGGAGACUUUAGGUAGCUGCAGUGUUAUCUGCUCGGACAAGACCGGUACUCUCACUACGAACCAGAUGAGCGUGAGCAAGGUUGUCUACAUAAACAAGAACGGCUCCGACCUGGAGGAACUGGAUGUUGAAGGUACAACGUUCGCGCCGAAGGGAAAUAUCACGCACAACGGCAAGGUUGUGAAGGACCUCUUUCAAAGCUCAAGCACAAUCCGACAGAUGAACGAGGUAGCAGCUCUAUGUAACGAUGCUCGGCUCGUGUACGAUGCCCGAUCUGGUACUUUCUCCAAUGUGGGAGAGCCUACCGAAGGAGCUCUGAGAGUCCUUGCUGAGAAGAUUGGACCUUGUGCGCCGGCGAACUCGAACCCUGAUGACUGCAUUCACCAUGCUAGCACCUGGUAUGAGUCUAACUUUCCUCGGUUGGCUACGUAUGAGUUUUCUCGUGACCGGAAAAGUAUGUCUGUCCUUAUUCAAGCCGGCGAGCAGAAGAAGCUUCUUGUUAAGGGUGCUCCUGAAUCGAUUAUCGAGCGCUGUACACACACUCUGGUUGGCGCUGAUGGCAAACGAGUUCGUAUCGAUGACAAGCUCUACUCUCUACUCAUGAAGGAAGUGGUCGAAUACGGUAACCGUGGAUUGCGAGUUAUUGCCCUCGCUAGCGUUGACGAUGUUGGAUCCAACCCCUUACUCCAGAAUGCCAAGUCGACAGCCCAGUAUGCUCAACUUGAACAGAACCUUACCUUACUAGGUCUCGUCGGCAUGUUAGACCCCCCUCGACCAGAAGUCGCCAGUGCCAUCAAGAAAUGCAAGGCUGCAGGAAUCAGAGUUAUCGUGAUCACCGGUGAUAAUCGCAACACAGCAGAGAGCAUCUGCCGCUCAAUCGGUGUCUUUGGAGAAUAUGAGGACCUUAAGGGCAAGAGUUAUACUGGCCGAGAAUUCGAUAAUCUGAGCCCCAGCGAACAGCUGGACGCAGCGAAGAACGCCUCUCUUUUCUCUCGCGUUGAGCCUAGCCACAAGUCGAAACUCGUCGAUCUCCUCCAGUCUCUCGGCGAGGUUGUAGCUAUGACAGGUGAUGGCGUUAACGAUGCUCCGGCUCUCAAGAAGGCGGAUAUUGGUGUCGCAAUGGGCUCCGGUACCGACGUUUCUAAAUUGGCUGCUGAUAUGGUGCUCGCUGAUGACAAUUUCGCGACCAUCGAAGUUGCUAUUGAGGAAGGCCGGUCCAUCUACAACAAUACACAACAGUUCAUCCGGUAUCUUAUCUCCUCCAACAUCGGAGAGGUCGUCUCGAUUUUUCUCACUGCCGCCCUUGGCAUGCCAGAGGCUCUCAUUCCUGUCCAACUCCUAUGGGUCAAUCUUGUUACCGAUGGUUUACCUGCCACAGCGUUGUCUUUCAACCCUCCUGACCACGAUAUUAUGAAGAGACAGCCACGGAAGCGUGAUGAGGCACUGAUUGGUGGCUGGCUAUUCUUCCGCUACCUGGUAAUUGGUACUUACGUCGGUAUUGCCACUGUUGCUGGAUACGCUUGGUGGUUCAUGUAUAACCCCGAGGGACCUCAGAUCACCUUUUACCAACUUUCGCACUUCCACCGAUGCUCUUCGGAGUUUUCGAGUAUUGGGUGUGAAAUGUUCAGCAACGAUAUGUCUAAAGCGGCAUCGACGAUAUCACUCUCCAUCCUUGUCGUCAUCGAAAUGCUAAACGCCAUGAACGCUCUAUCAUCCAGCGAGUCUCUAUUAACCUUGCCACUUUGGGAAAACAUGAUGCUUGUCUACGCUGUUGGGCUAUCGAUGGCACUCCACUUUGCACUUCUCUACACUCCUUUCCUUCAGGGCUUGUUCUCGAUCUUGCCUCUGAACUGGAUGGAGUGGAAAGCGGUGCUCAUCAUCAGCGCCCCAGUCAUUCUUAUAGAUGAAGUCCUCAAGGCUAUUGAGAGGCAACUCUUACUCCAGAAGACGACAAGCGAAGAGACAGAGUCCAAGAAGGAAGCAUAAUUGGCCAUAGACCUUGUUUCUAGACGCUAGACUAGACUAGAUGUACUAUAUAUAGGUGUAUACGCCUCUUCGGCUGUGCACAAUUACGAGAAACACCAUGAAUUCAUGAAAAA
Annulohypoxylon truncatum is the source of this 3586-nucleotide messenger RNA. Its product is annotated as calcium-transporting ATPase sarcoplasmic/endoplasmic reticulum type. Gene Ontology annotation, molecular function: ATP hydrolysis activity; P-type calcium transporter activity; ATP binding. Gene Ontology annotation, biological process: intracellular calcium ion homeostasis; calcium ion transmembrane transport. The transcript is spliced from 4 exons. Bases 480 to 3473 code for a protein of 997 amino acids. Lineage: Eukaryota; Fungi; Ascomycota; Sordariomycetes; Xylariales; Hypoxylaceae. The record is from RefSeq and is a predicted model, not a curated record. Gene Ontology annotation, cellular component: membrane.